UAUUUUUGCAUGUGAGAUCAAAACAGUUGAAAACGUUUAUUUGAGAUGGAAAAUAAUAUAAUAAAACAAGAAAAUCUAAACAAGACAGAAUCGAAGGAAUCAAUUAAAAAUGAACAAAAUGAUUUUUCUGCUCCUGCAAUUAAAAUGGAACAAGAUGCUUUAAACGAAACAGAUCCGGAGGAAUUAAUUAAAAAUGAACAAAAUGAGUUUUCUACAUCUGCAACUAAAAUGGAAGAAGAUGCAGAUUUGAAGAUAUCAAGUCCAAAUGAGCAAAGUGAUUUUUCUGCUCCUGCAACUAAAAUAAUAUCCUUGGAAACAUUAGGAUCUUUUAUUGCAUCAAAAGAUAACUCUCAGAAUAAUGUAUAUGAAUCGGAUGUACCUCAAAUUUGUGCAAAUGAACCAUGUUUACUAGGUGUUGAUGAAGCCGGAAGAGGACCUGUUUUGGGGCCGAUGGUGUAUGGCAUCGCCUAUUGUCCGCUUAGUAAAGCUCAAGUUUUAGUGGACUUGGGUUGUGCCGAUUCUAAGCAACUUACUGAAGAGAAACGUGAAGAAAUAUUCACUCAACUAAAUACUGAGGAAUAUGCACGAACCUGCAUUGGCUGGUCCGUUGAAAUAAUAUCACCAAAUAUAAUAAGUACUUCUAUGAAUCGCCGUUCAAAAUGUUCGCUUAAUGAGGUUUCAAUGAAUUCUGCAAUUGGGCUUAUACAACGCGCUAUAGAUGCAGGCGUUAAUAUAGCUGAAGUUUAUGUUGAUACUGUGGGACCACCAGAGAAAUACCAAGACAAACUUAAGGGCAUUUUCCCGCAAUUUAAAAUAACAGUUGCAAAAAAAGCAGAUUCAACUUAUCCAAUCGUCUCAGCGGCUAGUAUUUGUGCAAAAGUAACACGCGAUCACGCUCUAAAGGUGUGGAAAUUUCCUGAAGGUAUCAAAAUACCUGACAAUAAGUUUGGCAGCGGUUAUCCGGGAGAUCCAGUAACAAAACGUUUUUUAGCGGAGAACACUGAUCCGGUAUUUGGUUUUCCGCGUUUAGUGAGAUUUAGUUGGUCAACUGCCGAAAACGCUUUAGCAGAUAAGGCUUACAAUAUCGAAUUCGAUGAGCCAGAGAGCGAGAAACCCAAAUAUAGUGGUGCCAAACUUACUAAAUUCUUCAAGGGCACAACAAAAACAGGCGAAAUCAAGCGUGAGCCAUGUCGUUUCUACAAAGAACGUUUUCUGGACAAUGUCUUGGAGUUCUAAAUGUGUAGUGUGAUUCAUGCAUGAGCUAAAUCUAUAAGAAUCUUUACAAAUAUUUAAAUAUAGUUUACUUUUAUUGCUAAUUGUAAUUAUUGCUAUUACCCAGUUUUUUUGUAAGCAAGGAAUCGAACGCUGAUUAUAAAUAAUAACAAAAACUCUAGGAUCGAAAGCCUAUA
Molecule: messenger RNA, 1409 nt
Organism: Teleopsis dalmanni
Lineage: Eukaryota; Metazoa; Arthropoda; Insecta; Diptera; Diopsidae
Product: ribonuclease H2 subunit A
Exons: 1
Coding region: 46-1236 (396 amino acids)
Biological process (GO): mismatch repair; DNA replication, removal of RNA primer
Cellular component (GO): ribonuclease H2 complex
Molecular function (GO): RNA-DNA hybrid ribonuclease activity; RNA binding
Source: RefSeq, a predicted model, not a curated record